AUCUGAGCUUAAUUCCUCCUUCUCGACUAGGUCUGAUUUGCGUGACAGUAAGCUAACAUAAAGACAUGGACCUUCACAAGGAAGUCAGUGCUGCUAAAUUAACUGAUGAUCUAGUGGUUGAUAUCCUCUCCCGGUUGAAUUACAAGUCUUUUUGCCGCUGCAAGUGUGCCUAUAAGGCAUGGUCUGCUUACUCCUCUGAUCCAGACUACCGCCAGAAGCUGCCCAAACCCACUGGCCUUUUGUACCAAGGCCACAAUAAGUCUGCUAUCUCGCUUGUUAGCCUGUCCCAAGACGAUGGAGAAGUCGGUGGAAUUCUUGCUUACGUGCCACAUUAUGAGCAUUUAGAAUUUCUUGACUGCUACAAUGGUCUUAUCCUUUGUAAGUACAGGAGCAGCUAUACUUCUCCAGGCAUUUGCCGCUUUGUUGUGUGCAACCCAGCAACACGAGAGUGGAGAAUACUUCCUGAUACACAUCCUGGGACAGAGGACCCUCGCUGUGUAACUAUUUUGGCGUUUGAUCCAUCAUGGUCACCACAGUUCUACAUCUUCAAUUUCCAUCUGGAACAUGUACUUGGUUUGAUACAAUAUCAGCAUGGGGAAACUCAACAAGAUACAAGACGUCUGUAUGUGGCAUCAGUACUAUGUCUAUAUACCAUGCUACUCAGAGCUUCCAGCCCAAGAACCUUCGGUUGACUGAAUGUCAACUUCUGUUCAAUGUGCAUCUGUGGCUGUUCUGCUGCGAUUUGCUGAACCACCUUGUAUAUUACGCUGGUCGUUGUCAUCCGUGUGACAGUCCAGGAACCCUGUUUUUUUUUUUUUACUUUGUUGGCGCAGAGCUUGUUUUCCUUUCUGACCAGAAGAUAAAUAAGCUUCUUUCUUACAACAUCAGCACCGGGAAAUUCAACGAGAUGUGAGACGGCUUCGAGCAGUGUCAAUACCAUGUCUAUGUGCCAUGCUACCCAGAAGUUCCAGCUCAAGAGUCUUCGGUGUAGUUAGUGUCAUAUUCUGUUCUGUAUGCCACUGGGACUGCUAGCUCUCUGCUUUAGAUGCUCAACCACCUUGCAUAUUCUGGUUGUCGGUGUUAUCUAUGUGGCAGUGUGUGUGUCUAGUCCAAGAACCUUCUCUUUUUAUUUUGUUGUGAUGCCGAGUUCCUCUAGUAACCUAAAUUGUUCCCAGAUUACUACCUUGCUUAAUUUGUUAUAUGUAAGAUUACAUCGUCUUUCUUA
Molecule: messenger RNA, 1225 nt
Organism: Triticum aestivum (bread wheat)
Lineage: Eukaryota; Viridiplantae; Streptophyta; Magnoliopsida; Poales; Poaceae
Product: putative F-box protein At1g46840
Molecular function (GO): protein binding
Source: RefSeq, a predicted model, not a curated record